CUCUUCUGAUUUGUCAACAACAAUCCUCUAGCUUUAAACCUACCCCAUUUCGAUUUCGCAUCCACUCUUGUUUUUUUUUUUUUUCCUGUUAAAUAUGUGAAAAGAGAGAAGAAAGAAGACGUUUUCAGCUUUGGAUUCUCUGUUCUGUGAGUUAUUACAAUGGCGGUUCAAGCACAGCUGUAUCCUGAAAUUCUUGGCUUGCCCGUGUCUGGCUUUCAAGAUUGUUGGGUGGUUAGUCCCGUUUCUGCGUUUGAACCUGAUUUUGAUUUUUGUUUUCAAGAUCCUCAGCAUGCUCUGUUCCCUCAACAAAACAUGGGUAUUCAUCGUUCCAACAGGGGACACAAUGCCUCUUGUUCUUCAUCUUUGACACGUGAUAGUUUUCUAUCCAUGGCACUUUCUCAAUCUCUAGAUGCCCAACUCCAUAUGCAAAAGCAAGAACUCGACUCCAUUCUCCAAUUGCAGAACGAAAGGCUAAGAUGUGCUUUAGAAAGGCAAACGAAACAACAAUUGGCGAUUUUGCUAAAUAAUAUGGAACCAAAGGCGUUCUCUCUGAUGAAACAAAAGGAAGAAGAGUUGGCUCGAGCAACUACUAAAACGAUGGAGCUCGAAGCCUGCCUAAGGAAAACAGAGAUGGAAACAGAGUCCUGGAAGAGAUUAGCCAGAGCCAAUGAAGCAAUGGUGAUGGAUCUGAGCAAGACUCUCGAACAGGUCAGAGAAAGACUAGUCCUCGUCAACGACACAACCGAAGAUGCAGAAUCAUGUUUUUCGUGUCAUAAAGAACAAGAAUCAAAGGAGGAAGAAGAAAGCAUAAGGAUGGCUUGUAAAAACUGCAAUUCUAGGAGCUCGUGCAUGCUGUUUCUCCCCUGCAGACACCUCUGCUCGUGCAAGAACUGUGAAACUUUUCUGGGUUCUUGUCCUGUCUGUAAAUCUGUAAAGGAAGCAAGCAUGGAGGUAUUUUGGGUCUAACAAGAAAGGCACAAACCAUAGGAAAGCACAAGAAAGAAAAAUUUCUUGGGAAGCAAACUUCUGCUGCCGAUGUAGUACAUUAUGGUGUCCUGUCUUCGGGUUUUUUAUUUUUAUUUUUUAUGUUUCUUUUUUGGGUCUAUGUUAACAGAUUGUUUUUGGUACUGCAACUGCCCAGGGUCGAACAUGAAAUGAAAUGCUGACAGGAUGAGUUUGGUCAUGAAUCUUUUUGUAUCUUUCCCGGAUUAACUACUUAUAAAAUUCCAGAUUUAGA
This is a messenger RNA of Rubroshorea leprosula, 1237 nucleotides long. Lineage: Eukaryota; Viridiplantae; Streptophyta; Magnoliopsida; Malvales; Dipterocarpaceae. The record is from the annotation of a GenBank genome assembly.